Messenger RNA from Gregarina niphandrodes, 1458 nucleotides. RefSeq lists its product as hypothetical. The transcript has a single exon. NCBI's taxonomy places the organism in Eukaryota, Apicomplexa, Conoidasida, Eugregarinorida, Gregarinidae. The record is from RefSeq and is a predicted model, not a curated record. The coding region runs from base 1 to 1458 and encodes 485 amino acids.
AUGCACGAAGAAGAAUACAACGACUUGUACAAAAUCGCGGUCCUCGGCACAGUUCCGGAUUCCCGCUCCUGGUCCCAAAAAGUCAGUCAAAGAGUGUUGGAAUACGCCGCCGUGGCCACCGUAGUCGCGGUGCUCCAAUACGGGCUUUGCUCACAGGGCUUCUGCAAAAGCAUACCGGAUUACUGCAGCAACAUUCAGAGCUACUUGACCGGCAAUGGCUCCACCACUGGCGACAGCACCGCCGUGGCCCCGAUGGCCCACGGUUUGUACCAGGCGCAAACGACCGAGGCCCCGGGUCUUUUGCAGGGUCUGGUGGGCACCUUGACUACAGCCGCAAAAAACCUAGCUAGUAAUGUGGUGGCCAGUAAUUUCACAGAAACCCGUAACUUGACGGAGACCCGUAACAACUCAGCGUUGGAGACGUUGGUUAGAAAGUUGGCAGCGGCCAACAUGGUGGCGACGAGUGAACCCGCGGAAGCUGCGGGCAUCCCGCCUAGGUUUGCGGAGAUCUCGUUCGACAUGGCGUAUACAGCGUCUAAAGAGGUGAGGGGCGCUUUUAUGGAGGCAGUGAGCACGGUCUGCGAGAAGUGGAAUAUGGCUGCUGCGGACUUGGAGACGGUGUUGAGGAGAGUCCCCACUCAACCGAGUACAUUCAUGUGUCCCAAGCUUCCGACGAUGAGCUUCGCCGAGUUGAAUAGGCCUGGCCUGUUUGUGGACCCCGGGACUGGAUGGGACUUGCAGCGGUUGCGGGCGUCCUUUAGCAAGUGUGUGGACAUGGACUUCAACCCGGAGAAGACGGACAUCUGGCUUGGCGCUUUGGGGCCAGAGUGGGCGCCGCGCCACCGGACGUGCGGCCGCGCUAGCGAAGGCACCUUGAUGUGCCGCGGCUUGGGAGUAAGCAACCCACAGUGCUUUGACUUUCAUCCCGAAUGGGAGAACUAUCCGGGCGGCCUCGGUUUCUUGAUUGACAUGAUCGAUCGAAUCUUUCGUCCCAUGGGUGACGAGGACUGCGUUGUUCGUUGCGGUGGUUCUGACACCGGGGGAGAGCUUUGGCUCAAGAACGCCGAGGAACGAGACGCGGUCCGAAACGCUAUGAGCGGCCGCAUAAAUCUCGGCGAUGCGUGUACCCGGGAGGGACUUGAACACUUCGUGCAAGCCGCUCGGAAAAUGUACACACAGGCGGUGACGCGAAAGUACCCGCCCGACGUGCGCCACUACCACACGGAAGAUUGGCGACUUCUUAGCCGACUCUGGUUCAAAGCGCCGUGCGGCGCCGGCAUCUGGAAACCCGGCGAACCCUUGCCCACGUGCGCGUGUGCAAAAUUUAGCAUUUCUUGCGAGACUGACAACCACUUCAAGAUCUCCUACACCGCAAGAACGCCCGAAAUCGCAUUUGCCGCCCUCCCCCCCGGUCUCAAGCUCGAACGCUGCGUCUACCAGUGCCUCACUAAGAUCUAA